AUGGCAGUGUCUGCGCCCAAGCCGUUGGUCGCCAAGGUCGAGCCCAAGUCGCAACAUAUCCCGGAUACCGGUACACAGCCAUUCCUGCAGCCCGACUUCGACCCAGCCGACUAUCUAAACAGUACCCUCCCACCAUUAUCAAUACCAGGCUCCACAUCCACGAGGAACAGCCGAUCUGUACCACUGUCCGAAGUCUCGUCUCAGCUUCAGACGUUGCUGUCCCAGCUUACCGCCCAGACCUCACGACUCUCAAAUACCUUGACUCAAUUGACGGACGAGAUCAUCAGGAGUGGGAGCAGGUUGGCUUACGAGGUGGAAGUGCUGAGAGGCGAGACAAUAGGCUUGACAGAUACCUUCAAGAAUGGCCUAAAGAAGGACAUUGAACUAUUUGUACCUCAGAAGACGCCAACAGAUGUUGACGCGAAUGGACAUGCAGACGAAGAGGCCGCGGCAGAGAAGGCAGCCGACUUCGGAACGGGUGAACCAGAAUUUCUUGAACGACUCCGGACACUCACAACAGUACGUGAGAGACUGGACUCUGUCAUCAAAACCUUUGGUGCUGCAAUGCAAUGGCCUCUGGCCCCAUCAGAACUUUCCAUCGCAUCGUCUUUCAUCUCCGUCUCGGGUCCAGAUAAUGACGAUAACCGGGACCGCGAGGAGAAGGGGAAGGAGUACUCUGAGAAGCUACGUACGGAGGUCAACGACCUGCUAGCAGCUGGUGCUGAAGGUCUCGAGUCUGCUACCAUUCGCGUUGACGAAUUGAGAACUCUGGCGGAAGUCUGGAAAGGCACGACCGAGGAGAAGGCACGCUAUAAAAUCGUUGAAAAUUUACAGAAGCUUGUUGACGACAAGCAAAGAGCACUUGAUAAGGCUAGUGGCGAGAGCAGCAGAAAAACAGGCGCGUCUUCAGCGCGAGGCUACGAUUACCGGUACGGAAACAUGGAAAUGCCAAAAGCACAGCCUACUCAGCCUGAAGGUGGCUCAGGAUAUGGCUUCCUGCAAAAUCUGAAAAAUCUCAGGAACGAAAUGUAUCUGGAUUGA
Lecanosticta acicola is the source of this 1041-nucleotide messenger RNA. NCBI's taxonomy places the organism in Eukaryota, Fungi, Ascomycota, Dothideomycetes, Mycosphaerellales, Mycosphaerellaceae. The record is from the annotation of a GenBank genome assembly.